CUGCGACCCGCCCGUGAACUCUCGACACGACAGCAGGUUCACUGUGCACAGAGCAGGUCCCUUCCCGUGUCGGAAACGAGGAAGGGGAAGAGACCCAUUUCGUUUCAUCGUCAAAUUUUCAUCCUCCGUCUUCUCCAUCCGUGAAUUGUGAGAGAGAGAGACAGACCCAUUUCAUCUUCAAGGUUCAUCCUUCAUCUUCUCCGUUGUUGGGUCGGAGGAGAGAGAGAGAGAUGACUCUGGGACUGAUCAAUGCGAACCCGGUGGUUCACGCCAAGAAGGAGAGGGUGGCUCGGACGGAAGACCCGCACGCCGACGACGCCGUCGAUCCCCUCGAGAUUUAUGAUCAUGUGAGGGACAUCCGAGAUCCGGAGCAUCCCUAUUCUCUGGAGCAGCUCAGUGUUCUGUCGGAGGAGUCCAUCACCGUCGACGAGAAACUUGGGCGUAUCCUAAUCAUGUUUACUCCGACAAUCCAGCAUUGCAGUAUGGUGACUGUCAUUGGACUGUGCUUGAGAGAGAAGCUCAAAGAUUGUUUCCCUCCACAUUUCAAGGUUGACAUCAAAGUUGCCCCAGGGUCUCAUGCAGACGAAGAAUCAGUGAAUAAGCAGUUGAACGAUAAGGAAAGAGUCGCGGCUGCCCUGGAGAAUCCUAACCUUCGCCAACUCGUGGAUGAAUGCCUCUACUCCAGUGAACUUUAACCAAGCAUGCCAUGGUUGCCGUAGAACCAUAGUGUACAUAGAGAAGUUGGUGGUGAGUGGUUGAAAUAUUGGUGAACCGAACUUUUUGGUUGUACAAUCUGCUUAAUCUGCUAAUCCUACUGUAUCAAACCCGAGCAUCCUCUUUUGGGAAUACAGUGUGUAGUAUGUACUUCUAAGUCUCUGUAUUUUGGGUUUACUCCAUGAACACGUCUCUGUCUCCUCGUCUUAGCUUGUUUUGUUCUGCUGAAUUAAACAAUAUUCUGAAAUGGUUACUUAAAAGUGCAAAUCGCUA
Molecule: messenger RNA, 987 nt
Organism: Eucalyptus grandis
Lineage: Eukaryota; Viridiplantae; Streptophyta; Magnoliopsida; Myrtales; Myrtaceae
Product: protein AE7-like 1
Exons: 5
Coding region: 231-695 (154 amino acids)
Biological process (GO): iron-sulfur cluster assembly
Source: RefSeq, a predicted model, not a curated record